GCUGCUCAGUCUCAGUUCUGAUUAGAACGUGAACGGGUGCGGUUCGCUGACGUGUCGAUAGCGGUUUACAAGCGGUUUUAAAGGCGGACGCGUUUUUCGCGCGUUUCCUUGCCAGCGGAAAAAUAAAGUGUGUGUGUGCAUGAGUUAGUGUGUUAGUGUUUAGUGUUAAUGUGAAUUUUUUAAACAGCAUGUGCCAUUGGGAAAUGUCUCCACACAUAUAUAAAGGCACGAAUAUAUAAAUAAAUAAAUUUAUUGAUACAAAUGAUUAGGAAAUAAACAGCGGCAAAGGAGCAAACAAUCAACAAUAAUCAUAAGUUAGUUUUCUCCAUUUCCGCAAGGAAGGAAGGAAGUUGGCAACAAGUGUUGGAUCCCCAAGAGCAGAAAUCACGGAUACUUUGGGCCAGGGUGAGGCAAUCAGGACGCGCAGCUGGCGGCUGUAAGGAGGAGGAGUGCCACUAGUUUUCCGCCCAAACGUUUUUCGCCAUGGUAAAUCACAAUGGGGAUUCUGCGAAAACGGAAAAUGGCACAAGUGCAACGAAUCUGAUUGUUAAAGCCGACGGAAAUGCAAUGCAGACCAAGACGAUGACGUCAUCGGCGGCUAAGAUGACGGAGGCCCUUUCGGCAUCUUUGGCCGAUUUGAGCGAGCAGGAGAAUGGAACCACGGCUGAGGACAUCCAUUUAAACGAUUUAUACACCCGCUACCGCCAGAGGCUCCGCAAGUCACUCUUCAGAUCGGGGCUGUUAACUUCACUGCUGGCAUGUGUUGUGUCCAUAAUAAUUGGCAUCGUUUACGACCAGCUCCUGGUGCAGACUUUACUGCUUGUGCUGGCGGCUCUAAUCUCGGGAUCCAUUCUGACGGCUCUGCAGUUUCCGGCUGUGCUGAGCUCACCAGCUGCCGCCUUGGCCUUCGCCAUCGUCACCACCUUUUCGCUGGGCACAAUUGCGGCCAUCACGGGGGAUGAACUGGCUCCCCUGCCCAUGUACGCCCUGUUCCUGUGCAUCCACUCGAUGCUGCCCAUUUCAUGGCCCGUUUCCGUGGUACUGGCCCUAUUCAUGACCGCCAUCCACAUCGUUUACCGGAUCGGCUCGAGCCCGGACUACGCGCCCAAUUUGCCAAUGCUCUUCGGGGAGAUUGUGAUGCUGGCCAGUGCAUCCAUUUCCGGGCUCUACUACCGCAUCAUGUCGGAUGCGGCGCACAACCGGACCGUGGACGGUACUAGGACGGGAAUCGAGCAACGCGUGAAGCUCGAGUGCGAGCGAGAGCAGCAGGAGCAGCUCCUCCUCAGCGUCAUUCCCGCCUACAUUGCCGCAGAGGUAAAACGCAGCAUCAUGCUGAAGAUGGCUGAUGCCUGUCAGAGAGCUGGAGGACAGGCGUCCACCUCGGCCACCCGGUUCCAUGAGCUCCACGUCCAGAGACACACCAAUGUCACCAUUCUCUUCGCAGAUAUUGUCAACUUUACUCCUCUGUCAAGCUCCCUGACGGCCAGUGAUUUGGUGAAGACCCUGAACGAUCUGUUUGGACGAUUUGAUCAAAUAGCACAGGAGAACCAAUGCCUUCGCAUCAAGAUCCUCGGGGAUUGUUAUUACUGCGUGUCCGGCCUGCCCAUUUCCCGGCCCCAACAUGCAACCAAUUGUGUCAACAUGGGCCUGCAGAUGAUCGAUGCCAUCAGACACGUGCGUGAGGCGACCGGCAUAAAUGUUGACAUGCGAAUUGGCAUCCACACUGGCAACGUUCUCUGCGGCGUCCUUGGCCUACGAAAGUGGCAAUUUGAUGUUUGGAGCGACGACGUUACAUUGGCCAACCACAUGGAAAGCGGCGGUGUCGCUGGGCGCGUUCACAUCACCAAACAAACUCUGGACUUCCUGGGCGACAAAUUCGAGGUUGAGCAAGGAGAGGGUGGCAAUCGGGAUGCCUAUCUGGCGGAUCACAAGGUAGAAUCUUUUCUCAUAGUGCCACCAAAGCCGGCAUACACCUACAGUGUUCCGCGAGUGGUGGAGUGCAUUGAGCAGAAUGAUCCCAGUCCCACGGAGGAGACCAAGGAGAUAAAGGAAGUGGAACACACCAAUGAGGGCGCUGAUGUCACCGAUAGCCUACUCCCAGUGACUGUGGAUCCACCACCGGUGGUCGUUGAUGAAAAGAUGUCACCUACUUCUACGAAUAGCCAGGAGAUUCCUUUGCACGCUCCUCUUGCCUCUACCGCCUCUAUGUCCAUCAAGGAGUUGUCUGAGGAGGAGGACGAGGCAGAUGAGGCCACUGCAGUUACCGAGCCCCUGAUGGUCAAGGAUCAGGACAACAAAGAUGGUCAGGAGGUCAAGGCCAAUGGCGCUCAUCGUGGCAGUGGUGAUUCUGCUGCUUCCGAGUCCGCUGCCAAGUCCACUGCCCUUUCCCUACCUGCCGAGGAUUUGCUUAGCAUGAGCGGUUCGGAAAGUGGUAUCUCUAACAGUGGAACCCCAGCUCCAUCUUCGAAUCCAGCUAGUGUCACGCCUACUACAGCCGCCCCAGCUGGAGGAACUUCCCCCGCCACCAAUAGUCUAACGGUGGCCGAAGCCCCAGAGCGAUCAAGACGAAAGUUGUCCGUUCAAGGUCUGAUGUCCUUCGCCGACCGACGCCGCUCCUCCGGAGCCUUCAUUGAGGGACGAAAGCUGUCCAUCCACAGCGGAGAAAGUUUCCGCAGUCAUGCGGGUCAUGUCACACGCAAUCGUCCCUCAUCGAAGAUGACCAAAUAUGUGGAGUGCUGGGGGGCAGAUCGACCCUUUGCCAAUAUUGCCGAAUCCAAGCUGGUCAAGAACAUCGGACUGGCGAGCAUCGCCAUGAUUGAAUCAAAUUUACUGCCGCCAGAGCGUAAAUGUUUCAAUUUUAAUUUCUUCGGACCGCCCACGGAGCUGAAGCCAUUUACCAUGUGGUACCGCAAUACGCCCCGGGAGGCAAUGUACCGCGCCCAGCCGGAUACGCACUUCCGGUUCGACCUGAUAUGCGCCUUCGUUCUCUUCCUCUCGCUGGCCAUCGUCCAGUUGAUUGUAAUCGAAUUAAACCUGGCCCUACUUGGAUCCCUCUUGGCCAGCUUUAUGUCCCUGGCCCUGUUCCUCUAUCUGAGCAACAUGUCCGUGCCGGAUGUCCAUACCUCGACAACGGAGAGAAACGGCCCUGGACAGGUGGUGGCCAGCAGUCGGUAUUUGCGACUGGCCAUGUUCGUCGUAGUCAACAUCCUCAUCUCCUCCUGUGCAGUAUUCAGUGUGAUCAACUUUACGGUGCCAGAAAGUGUAAAAAAUGAGCCAAUACCUAAUGCCACCAUUAUCUUUGCCAGCAAUUUAUCAAGUGAUUUCUUGAACGCCACUUUUGAGGAAAUGCAGCCGUUGGAUAUCGCCCGUGCCAUACCCAUUGCCCCAGUGUUUCUCUAUUGCUGUGCCAUUAGUUUGGCAGCAAUUUCUGCCUUUUUGCGAUCUGGUUUUAUCCUUAAGCUCAUUGCCAUGCUAGUGGCUGUAAUCGCUCAGGUCACAGUUCUUGGUUACAGCGAUCUGUUCGAGCAGUACAACCUACAUAUGAACGAAAAAGGUUUACCCCUGGAGAUCAAGGGAUUCCUGCUGCUCUUGGUGAUUAUUCUAGUGCUCCAUACCCUAGAUCGCCAGGGUGAAUAUGUGGCUCGCACUGAUUUCCUGUGGAAGGCCAAGUUGAAGGUGGAGCAGGAGGAGGUGGAAACCAUGCGUGGCAUCAACAAGAUUCUGCUGGAGAAUAUCCUGCCGGCCCACGUGGCCACCCAUUUCCUGCACCUGGAACGCUCCACAGAGCUAUACCACGAGAGCUACUCCUGCGUGGCCGUGAUGUUCGCCUCCAUUCCCAACUACAAGGAGUUCUAUGACGAGACGGAUGUCAAUAAACAGGGCCUGGAAUGCCUGCGCCUGUUGAACGAAAUCAUUUGUGACUUUGAUAAGUUACUCUUAAAGCCAAAGUUUAGUGGAAUCGAAAAGAUUAAAACUAUAGCCAGCACCUAUAUGUGUGCCUCGGGACUGAGACCCGGCAAGGAAGAUGGCGCUACCUCGCGUAGCUUUGCGGAUGAGAAGCGAACGGAGGAGCACAACGUGGUCAUAUUGGUUGAGUUUGCGAUUGCUUUGAUGUCCAUAUUGGAUUCGAUUAAUCGCGAGUCCUUCCAACGUUUCCGUCUUCGCAUCGGACUCAAUCAUGGUCCCGUGAUUGCCGGCGUGAUUGGCGCUCAGAAACCGCAGUACGAUAUCUGGAGUAACACAGUUAAUGUGGCCUCACGGAUGGACUCAUGUGGCGUAAUGGGGCGGCUUCAGACAACGGAAAACACGGCAAAGAUAUUGAUGGCUGCUGGUUAUGAGUGCGAAUGCCGGGGUCUGACCUAUGUCAAGGGCAAGGGCAAUCUAGUCACCUACUUUGUAAAGACACCUUUCGAUGGGAAAUUGUAAAUCACCCAAUUGCUGUUGAUACUAUUUAAUGGAUAUUUAUGAUCAUGUACACGUAGCCUAGGCCAAAAGUCACUUCAAAGCAUCUUGUUAUUUAUUUUGAGCUUAUCAUUUUAGUUUUAAUGAAUUUGCAAGCAUUUAAAAGUACGUUGCUCAUCACACGCACAUGUUAAGUAUUUGUUAGCAACAAUUUGUUUUUUAGUUAGCUAUUAGAAUUUAAAUGUUAUUGACUAUUUCGUACAAUUUGUUAGCUAAUCUUAUGCGUAGCCAUCACUUAAACAGCGAAUAAUUAUAUACGAUUCGAAUUAAAAACAAUUUAUUAUAGACAAAGAAAUGCAAAUUAGCCCACCCUAGCCCAAAAAUUAACCAACAAUAAAUUAAUAUAGCCAAAAAAAAAACAUAUCUAUUUACUAACUGCUCUGUUAAAUUCUUAUCUAAAACUCUCAAGAUAUGUUUCUAUCGCUAUCCUCUCCAUUUCGAGCACUAUAUAAAUCAAUUUGUUAAAACUAUACUAUUUCUGUUAAACGACACUAGUUAAAUAUUCUAUAAAAAGAAUCAAUUAAAAACUCUAUAUAUUUUUUUA
Molecule: messenger RNA, 5005 nt
Organism: Drosophila eugracilis
Lineage: Eukaryota; Metazoa; Arthropoda; Insecta; Diptera; Drosophilidae
Gene: Adcy2
Product: adenylate cyclase type 2
Exons: 21
Coding region: 484-4425 (1313 amino acids)
Biological process (GO): adenylate cyclase-inhibiting G protein-coupled receptor signaling pathway; adenylate cyclase-activating G protein-coupled receptor signaling pathway; cAMP biosynthetic process
Cellular component (GO): plasma membrane
Molecular function (GO): adenylate cyclase activity
Source: RefSeq, a predicted model, not a curated record